Molecule: messenger RNA, 707 nt
Organism: Strongylus vulgaris
Lineage: Eukaryota; Metazoa; Nematoda; Chromadorea; Rhabditida; Strongylidae
Source: the annotation of a GenBank genome assembly
AUGAUUUCUUGCUCGUCAGUCCAACGGGAUGCCUCUGGCAGAGACGUGGCAACUGUUUCCACAUCAAUAUCCCCCGGUAGUACUCCUGACCUCUGCCUUAAGUCACUUUUAUUGUUGUCUCCUUCUGGGCUUCGUGUCCCUCCACACACUCCAGAGCAAUGGAUUUCAACUGUAUCAAAUGCCCCAUUUGCCUUGACGUUAUGGUUCAGAGCAAUGGAUUUCAACUGUAUCAAAUGCCCCAUUUGCCUCGAUGUUAUGGUUCAGGCAAGCACUUUAAGAUGCGGUCAUUCAUUCUGUGAGCUUUGCCUAGAUGAGGCGGUGAACUACGAUGAUCGAUGUCCUGAAUGCCGUCAGUAUACUCAGGGAAUAUGCAUUAUUAACCUACGGUUGAACGAUUGCAUCUAUAAUAUAGUGAAGAGAAGUAACGUUGCUUUAGAUAGAUACAAAAAACGAAAGAGCCAAUGCGAAGCUGCAAUGAGGAUUCGGAGGCAUGCCCGGGUCAUUUUAUUUUCCGUGCUCUACAACAGCCAUAAAGCUCUAACCUUAGCGGAGAUUGUGGAAGAGUGGAGGGUUAGUGCUUCUCACGUACGUAGAUUAUUCCGUUCAAUCUAUGCAAAAGCUUCAAAUUUAAAAAUAAUUAAGAUAAUUAAUUUUGGAAAGAAUUUCGUAAUAUCUUUGAGAAAUAAAAAUGUUGGAUCUUCCUGACU